UACAAGCUGCCUUCAUUCACAUGCUAGGACAACAAGCCUACAUGGUAUAGGCUAAAAUAAUUAAACAGAACCUCAUUGCAAGGACAGUCAUAACAGGAUUUGGAGAGUGUCGUUUUAAGUUCUUUCCUGGAUGGAGCAAAUCUGUGCCACUGGAAUCGCUGCUCGUUUGAGGAGUGAAUGGGAUCGAAAUGAGGGAUUUGGUCAAAACCAUAUGGCCCUGAAAUUUUUGGGCCAAGAUUUUGAAUACUUGCGUGACCGCUGCCUUCAGAGUGGAUGUCUAUUUGAGGAUGAAACAUUCCCAGCCCAGCCGUCUUCUUUAGGAUUCAAAGAACUGGGCCCCGGCUCUGCCAAAACCAAAGGUGUUCGCUGGAUGAGGCCGACGGAUUUCUGCACUGAUCCCCACUUUAUCGUAGAUGGGGCAACUCGCACAGACAUCUGCCAAGGAGCUCUAGGAGAUUGUUGGCUGCUGGCAGCCAUUGCGUGCCUCACCCUCAAUGAACCCUUGCUGCAUCGGGUGGUGCCUCAUGGCCAGAGCUUCCAUCAACAAUAUGCUGGGAUCUUUCACUUCCAGUUUUGGCAGUUCGGGGACUGGGUGGACGUGGUUAUUGACGACCGGCUGCCUGUCAGAGAUGGGAAGCUGCUUUUCGUCCACUCGGCCGAGGGAGCAGAGUUCUGGAGCGCCCUGGUGGAGAAGGCUUAUGCAAAGUUGAACGGCUGCUAUGAGGCUCUUUCCGGAGGCUGCACGUCCGAGGGGUUUGAGGACUUCACCGGUGGAGUGACAGAGAUGUAUGAGCUAAAAAAAGCUCCAGCCAACCUCUUCAGCAUCAUCAGAAGAGCUGUGGAGAGAGGCUCCCUGAUGGGCUGCUCGAUAGAUAUUACAAGUUUCUUUGACAUGGAGGCUAUCACCUUUAAAAAGCUAGUAAAAGGCCAUGCCUACUCCAUUACUGGAGUGGAGGAGGUGGAGUACAGAAGAAACCUCACAAAGCUGCUGCGCAUCAGAAACCCUUGGGGAGAAGUGGAGUGGAUGGGGCCAUGGAGCGAUGAGUCAAAGGAAUGGCGUGAAAUCGACCCAUCUGUAAGGUCCCGUCUGCACAACUGCCAAGAGGAUGGAGAAUUCUGGAUGUCGUUCAGUGACUUCAUGCGAGAGUUCAGCAGACUAGAGAUCUGCAACUUGACAGCGGAUGCGCUACAGAGCAGCGAGGUGAAGAAGUGGAGCACGUCCCUGUAUCCUGGUGAAUGGAGAAGAGGAAGCACUGCUGGCGGCUGCAGGAAUUAUCCAGCAACAUUUUGGAUCAAUCCCCAGUUUAAAAUAGUCUUGAAGGAACCAGAUAUUCAAAAUCAAGAUGAAUGCACUUUUCUAGUGGCCCUGAUGCAGAAGAAUCGCAGAAAGUUACGUCGGGAGGGCAAAGACAUGGAGACGAUUGGAUUUGCCAUUUAUGAGGUCCCCAAAGAGUAUCUGGGCAGGGUGGGUGUGCAUCUGAAGCGUGAUUUUUUCCUCACCCACACAUCCAGCGCUCGUUCCGAGCUCUACAUCAACCUUCGAGAGGUGAGCUCGCGCUUCUGCCUGCCAGCAGGGGAAUAUAUCAUCGUCCCCUCCACCUUUGAGCCCCAGAAAGAAGGAGACUUUGUGCUGAGGGUCUUUUCUGAAAAGGCUGCUGACUCCCAGGAGCUAGAUGAUGAAAUUUCAGCAGUUGUACCGGAGGAGCCUGCACUCCAGGAGAGUGACAUUGACGCAGGCUUUAAGGCAUUAUUUGCAAAGCUGGCAGGGCCGGAAAUGGAGAUCAAUGUGUCCAAACUCCAGAUGAUUCUAAACCGGGUGGUUGGCAAACAUAAAGAUAUAAAAACUGACGGAUUUGGCAAAGAGGCCUGUCGAGCCAUGAUAAAUCUUAUGGAUACAACUGGUGUUGGAAAGCUGGGACUGACAGACUUCCAUGUGCUCUGGGAGAAGAUCAAACGAUAUCUUGCUGUGUUUAGGAAGUUUGACUUGGACAAGUCUGGCACGAUGAGCUCUUAUGAAAUGCGUCUGGCAUUAGAAUCAGCAGGCUUCAAGUUAACCAACAACCUGUUCCAGCUGAUAAUCCUGCGCUAUGCAAAGGAAGACCUCAACGUGGACUUUGACAACUUUGUGGCCUGUCUGAUCCGCCUGGAGACUAUGUUCAAAACCUUUAAAACAAUGGACACUGAUGAAGAUGGUUUGGUAUCCUUCAGCUUCUCCCAGUGGAUCACCCUCACUAUGUUUGCUUAGAUGGAUGUUCCUUGUCCUCUCUGCUUCCUCAGUCCCAAAUCCCUCUUUACUACAUGCCUCAUGUAACCUCAGUUGUGUUUAUGAAGCGGGUGCCUGACCAGCAGUAUUUGGCAAUGUGCACGAUUUAGGAAAGGAAAGCAAAUAUUGAGAUGCAACAGCCAAUAGAAUA
This is a messenger RNA of Pimephales promelas (fathead minnow), 2414 nucleotides long. RefSeq names its product calpain-1 catalytic subunit. Gene Ontology annotation, biological process: proteolysis. Gene Ontology annotation, cellular component: cytoplasm. The record is from RefSeq and is a predicted model, not a curated record. Gene Ontology annotation, molecular function: calcium-dependent cysteine-type endopeptidase activity; calcium ion binding. Lineage: Eukaryota; Metazoa; Chordata; Actinopteri; Cypriniformes; Leuciscidae.